Molecule: messenger RNA, 2158 nt
Organism: Saimiri boliviensis boliviensis (Bolivian squirrel monkey)
Lineage: Eukaryota; Metazoa; Chordata; Mammalia; Primates; Cebidae
Gene: FAM107A
Product: family with sequence similarity 107 member A
Biological process (GO): regulation of actin cytoskeleton organization; actin filament polymerization; actin filament bundle assembly
Cellular component (GO): synapse; neuron projection; stress fiber
Source: RefSeq, a predicted model, not a curated record
AACUUGGCCCCAGGCCUGGAAUCCGGCCUCCAGAUAUUUUCUUGGCCUGAGCCCAGACCAGCUGGCCUCCAGCCCUCCCAGGCAGCCUGCUGCCCAGGCGUCUGCUCUCAGAGUUCCUGCUGUGGGAGAGUCCCAGACCCCAAGAAUCUUCAAAGGUCUAUUAUUAAUGGGGCUGUCCAGCCGAGGCGGACAUCCCCACGCAGCCCUCCCAGAGCUCUGCACCUCAGCCAGCCCCCGGCCUCCACUGUCUGGCCCUGUCUGCUGAGCAGUGCCCAGCAAGGCAAGAAGUCCAAGUCCUGCGUGCUGGGCCAGCCAGAGGUCACCUGCCGCACCUGAGCUACCGGUGUGUGAUGAGAGGACUGCCCUGCGUCUUCCCCCCUUUCCCAGCUGCCUCAGUUUCCCUUCCUGAGAGAGGCAGCGUUCUGGGAGGUGAGGAGCUGCAGGGACCCAAGAAAGGCAUGGGAGCCGCCUGGGGACACUGGCCCCUCUGUCAGGAUCAAUCGCCCUAAGCCUGUCUGAGGCGCUCUGGGCUUAGGAGCAGCUGUGAAAGCCGCCUUUGUGCCGGGGAGAAUGAGCCGCAAGAGGACAGGGGGCCCUGGCCCCGGAAGCCCCUCAGGUCCCGGCUCCUGAAAUCCACGCCAGCAGGAAGGACCCGACCCCGGCCUGGUCCCUGCAGCCCACCCAGGCCUGGUGCCCACCUCGUGCCAUGGGAGCAGCCCAGGGGAAGAAGAAAACAUACUCUCCUCAGGCCAGAUUUCAUAGUGAAAAUGAGAAGCAGAGACUAAAUGGCUCAGCUUCCAUGUACUCGGAGAUCCAGAGGGAGCGGGCAGACAUCGGGGGCCUGAUGGCCCGGCCGGAAUACAGAGAGUGGAAUCCAGAGCUCAUCAAGCCCAAGAAGCUGCUGAACCCCGUGAAGGCCUCUCGGAGUCACCAGGAGCUGCACCGGGAGCUGCUCAUGAACCACAGAAGGGGCCUUGGCGUGGACAGCAAGCCAGAGCUGCAGCGCGUCCUGGAGCACCGACGGCGGAACCAGCUCCUCAAGAAGAAGAAGGAGGAGCUGGAGGCCAAGCGACUGCAGUGCCCCCUUGAGCAGGAGCUGCUGAGACGGCAGCAGAGGCUGAACCAGCUGGAAAAACCACCGGAGAAGGAAGAAGAUCACGCCCCCGAGUUUAUUAAAGUCAGGGAAAACCUGCGGAGAAUUGCCACGCUGACCAGCGAAGAGAGAGCGCUGUAGGGCCGGCUGCUGGGGCUCGGGCCACCGCGCACCCCGGCCUGGACACCCUCCUCCAGCCCUUCUGCACCUGGCAGCCCUGGGCCCCAGGCCGUAGGACAUCUGUGAUGUUUCCACCUGCUUCUGUAGAAGUGUGUCGCCCCAGAGGGCCUGGCUCUCCCUGGGAGGCUGGGGCCCUAAGCUCCCAGGCUUUUCCUUCCAAGCACCCAAGCCGUCCUGCUCCAAGAGGGAAAGCUGCACCCCUCCCUGCAGGGGAUUCGGAGCCUUGCACGGGAGGUUCUUCUGGCAGAAUUGAGGAGGAAGAGGCAGCCCUCUGGCUUGACAAGCCUUCCGCUCUGCCCAGGCCUUCCCACCAGGGAUCUCCGAGGCUCCCCGGGGCCCCGCUUCUCCACGCACCCUAGCUCCUAGGUCUCAGAGAACUCCCCCACCUGUAGUUUUACCUGCAGCCAGCAGAACUUAGCUUCAAGGGCACCUGCCUCUAAAGCCACUGAGGGGAGGAAGGGCAGGGCAGACGGCAGGUGGCCUUGUUGCACCCCGGCCGCGUGGGAGGGGCUAACACAGACGGCUGUUCAGGGUCUUCUCCCCUCACCAUGCGUUCAUCGUCCCCUCUGCACUGCGCCCAGCCCAGGCCUUCUAACCACACCCAGCCAGGGUGGCCGCCUUCCUGCACCUAGAAGUCUGCUUCACAAACUUGAUAGUGCACAAAAAUCACUGGGGGUCUUGUUAAAAUACAGCUUCUAAUUCAGUAGAUCUGGGGCGGGGGCUGACAUCCUGCAUUUCUAACGAGCUCCCAGGUGAGGUGGAGGCUGCUGGUGUGAGGACCCUGCUGUGAGCAGCAGGGCCAGAGUGCCCAGGGCUGGUGUAUAUUAGAAAUAUUGGCCAGGCCUGGUGGCUCAUGCCUGUAAUCCCAGCACUUUGGGAGGCCGA